Molecule: messenger RNA, 1377 nt
Organism: Miscanthus lutarioriparius
Lineage: Eukaryota; Viridiplantae; Streptophyta; Magnoliopsida; Poales; Poaceae
Source: the annotation of a GenBank genome assembly
AUGUGGGAGUCUCCUCGGCAGAUGCAAGCGCACACGCCCUUCCCCUCCUGGAUCGCCUACGCCGGCACGUUCGCCGCCGGUGCUGGUCCGGCGGCAGCGGCCGCCCCGAGCCUGCCGAGCGAGCACGGCCCCGACCAUGCCUGGAACCAGAGCGCCCCAAGCGUGGUAGCGCACGGGAGCAGCGGCUACAGAGGGAACUUCCUGUCUCUGCUCGAAGCGAAGAACGUGACGCCGGAGAUGUUCGUGGACGACGUUCCCGCGGCAUGCGACUACCUCGGAGGAGUGGGCGCCGCCGCCGCCGCCGCCAGCAGCAGCAGCAUGGCCGGCCCAGCUUCUGCCUGUGGCCUCCUCCUCGGCAGCGUCGACCCGUACUCUACUGUUGCCAGUAGUGCUCCUCCAGUCAAGCAUGAGACGGCAAGCUUGCCAUCGCCGCUCGUGUACUCGGAGGACAGUGUGGUGCACGACCACGAGGAGAAACCAGCUGAUGACAGCCAGCGGCAGGGCUUUGGAGCUCCCAGCACGGCUGCAUUUCUGCAGCAAAUGGUCCCAAGCCGAGUGGAGCUUCAGAGUGUUCUGGGUUACUCAGGCAUGGUGCACGGGAGCAGCAUGGGCUGCAUGCCGUGCUACGACCACGAGGAGAAACCAGCUGAUGACAGCCAGCGGCAGGGCUUUGGAGCUCCCAGCACGGCUGCAUUUCUGCAGCAAAUGGUCCCAAGCCGAGUGGAGCUUCAGAGUGUUCUGGGUUACUCAGGCAUGGUGUCUGAAAGACUGUCUUCCUUUGGCGUGGGGAGCUUGCCGGAUGCCGGUUCUUUCAGUGACUACAACAGGUCAAGUGCAGACUUCAUGUCCAGCAACAGCAACAGAGAGGAGCAAGAUAUUAGGCCGGGGAUGGGCAUGGGCGGUCGCAGCAGUGGAAGUGGAGCUGCGACAAGUGUAACCACGAGGAGGAAAUCAGAGGAAGGGGUUGCUGGAGGAAACACGAAGAAAUCUAAGCAGGAGGCUUCCCACAAGGCGUCGCCUCCUAAGCAUCAAGUGCCCAAAGUGAAGCUGGGAGAGAAGAUCACAGCGUUGCAGCAAAUCGUGUCACCUUUUGGGAAGACUGAUACAUCGUCGGUGCUGUUGGAAACGAUCGAGUACAUAAAAUUUCUUCAUGAGCAGAUACGGCUGUUUAGUGAACCGUACAUGACGAAAAGCACGUACAAGGGUCACAUUCGACGCAGAGGCGAAGAGAAAGAGGAGGAAAGCGGGACGGGGCAUGACUUGAGGGGCAGAGGGCUCUGCCUGGUCCCUGUUUCGCUGACCUCGCAAGCAUACCACGAUGACACCACCCUGCCGGACUGCUGGGCGCCCGCGUACAGGAGCUGCCUGUACCCAUGA